GCAGUUGAAGUUUAAUAGCGGUGUCAGGAAACCAAAAAAAAAAAAAAAACAAGUAAAGUGUUUUUAGAGGUCCAGUGUUAGGUGUCAAAAGAAUUUCAGUUGGUGCAUGCCACUUCCCUGUGUUUUUAGAGGUCCAGUGUUAGGUGUCAAAAGAAUUUCAGUUGGUGCAUGCCACUUCCCUCCCUCCAUUUUGUUUUUGGUUUUUAGCCUUCUUUGUUUUUUCAGAGAGAAGAGGGAAAAGAAGCCAAGUGGUGAAGAUAACGCCUUUCAAUAUAUUCUAUCUUAAGGAGUCUGUACAAAACUAAGCAAGCAACAGCAGCCAAAAAAAAAAAAAACAAAGAAAAAAGAAAAAACCAAAACCAAAAACCCAAGAUUAUUAUUAUUAUUAUUAUUUUGCAUAAAGAAAAACAAAAUCCCUUUCUUUCUCACACACUCUCUCACUCUUUCUCAAUACCCCAUAGAAUAAUCUAUUUUGUAAGCUCCAAUACCAACCACUUCCUUCCUCUUCCUAUACUAUUCUGUAUAUUCUUUUUUUGGUGUUUCGUGUUUGUUCUUGAAUUUGUCCGCAUUAGUGGGUCUUGAACUACUUUGUUGCAUUUGAAAAGAAUAAUUUUUUAAUUAUUUUCUUUCAUAAAGCUUUCUUUUUCAAAAAUGGUUGUUUUGAACUGGGGAGGGUGUUAAUUCAGCUAGGUGUCUUUAUUUUCCUUCAAACUUUCUUUAAAAGAAAUGGUUUUUCUGUGAUUAUCAUUCAGUCAGUCAUGGAUCUGGAGGGUGUGAUCCGAAACCGUCCUGUUAAGAAAGAAUCCUGGAAAACAGUAUUAACUUUGGCUUACCAGAGCUUGGGGGUUGUCUAUGGAGAUUUAAGUACUUCUCCUUUAUAUGUUUACAAGAGCACUUUCGCAGAGGACAUUCAACAUUCAGAGACCAAUGAGGAGAUUUAUGGGGUCCUGUCUUUCGUGUUUUGGACUCUGACACUGGUUCCGUUAUUGAAAUAUGUGUUUAUUGUGCUCAGAGCUGAUGAUAACGGUGAAGGUGGGACUUUUGCUUUGUAUUCUUUGCUAUGCCGGCAUGCCCGAGUAAGCUCUUUGCCCAAUUGCCAGCUUGCUGAUGAAGAGCUUUCCGAGUAUACGAUUGAUGGGGUCGUUUCUGAUAGUAAGCCUGUUGGUGGGUCAACUUUGAAAUCAACGUUGGAGAAGUAUAAAGUGCUGCAGACUUUGUUGCUUAUUCUGGCUUUGAUUGGAACUUGUAUGGUCAUUGGUGAUGGGGUGCUCACACCAGCAAUUUCUGUGUUUUCGGCUGUGUCGGGUCUGGAGCUUUCCAUGUCGAAAGAGCAGCAUCGGUAUGUUGAAGUACCAGUUGCCUGUAUCAUACUCGUAUUCUUGUUUGCCCUUCAACAUUAUGGGACCCACCGAGUAGGAUUCCUGUUUGCACCUGUUGUGAUUACGUGGCUUUUAUGUAUAAGCGCCAUUGGUGUGUAUAAUAUCUUCCAUUGGAAUCCCCAUGUUUACCAAGCGCUCUCUCCAUACUACAUGUACAAAUUUUUGAAGAAGACCCAAAGAGGAGGUUGGAUGUCAUUGGGCGGAAUAUUGCUGUGCAUAACAGGCUCAGAAGCUAUGUUUGCUGAUCUGGGACACUUUUCACAGCUGUCAAUCAAGAUUGCUUUUACCUUUGUGGUUUACCCAUCCUUAAUAUUAGCAUACAUGGGACAAGCUGCUUAUCUUUCUAAGCAUCAUGUUAUAGAAAGUAACUACCGGAUUGGGUUCUAUGUAUCUGUACCUGAGAAAAUAAGAUGGCCUGUUCUGGCAAUAGCCAUACUUGCAGCGGUUGUGGGAAGCCAAGCCAUUAUUACAGGGACUUUCUCAAUAAUUAAACAAUGUUCAGCAUUGGGUUGCUUUCCAAGGGUCAAAAUUAUCCACACUAAUUCUAAAAUACAUGGCCAAAUAUACAUUCCAGAGAUAAACUGGACUCUGAUGUUGUUAUGCUUGGCUGUUACUAUUGGUUUUAGAGACACUAAACGCAUGGGCAAUGCAUCAGGUCUGGCAGUUAUAACUGUAAUGCUGGUAACCACCUGCCUAAUGUCUCUAGUUAUAGUCUUAUGCUGGCAUAAAAGCAUCUUCCUGGCUAUUCUCUUCAUAUUCUUCUUUGGCUCCAUUGAAGCACUCUACUUCUCAGCAUCCCUCAUAAAGUUUCUUGAAGGGGCUUGGGUCCCUAUUGCUCUAUCAUUCAUCUUCCUAGUAGUAAUGUAUGUUUGGCACUAUGGUACACUCAAAAAGUAUGAGUCAGAUGUUCAAAAUAAGGUGUCUAUCAACUGGCUUCUCAGUCUGGGUCCCACACUUGGGAUUGUUAGGGUCCGGGGGAUUGGCCUUAUACAUACAGAGCUCGUUUCUGGUAUUCCAGCUAUUUUCUCCCACUUUGUGACCAACCUCCCAGCUUUCCACCAAGUUGUUGUCUUCCUCUGCAUCAAAUCUGUCCCAGUUCCUCAUGUCAGACCUGAUGAAAGGUUCUUGGUUGGAAGAGUUGGUCCAAAGGAGUACCGGUUGUACAGAUGCAUAGCACGUUAUGGUUACCGUGACAUUCACAUGGAUGACUUGGAGUUUGAAAAAGAUCUCGUUCGUAGUAUUGCAGAAUUCAUCCGGUCAGAGGGACCCGAAUGUAAUCUGAGAAUGGAAGAAUUCGAAGACAAUGAGAAAAUGACAGUUGUUGGGACUUCAUCAUCAAAUUUAAGAGGUAUUAGACUUUCAGAAGAUGCAGAUUCUUCUGGUAGGACAGGCACUUCAGAGAUGAGGGAAAUAAUUUCCCCAGAAAGGUUAAGGAAGAGAGUGAGGUUUGUACUUCCAGAGAGUCCACAAAUCGAUAGGGAUGCAAGAGCAGAGUUACAGGAACUGAUGGAAGCAAGGGAGGCAGGCAUGGCAUUUAUAUUAGGACACUCAUAUGUGAGGGCCAAGAGAGGAUCGAGUUUGAUGAAAAAAGUUGUGAUAAAUUUUGGGUAUGAUUUCUUGAGAAGAAAUUUUAGAGGACCAACAUAUGCUUUGAGCAUCCCUCAUGCCUCUACUCUUGAGGUGGGAAUGGUUUACCAUGUGUAGUUUCCAGUAUAGCUUUGUAAUCAAUGCAUGUUAAAAGUCUUUUUGUAUAUGAUAGAUCAGAGCGUUUUUAUGCUUC
This is a messenger RNA of Ziziphus jujuba (common jujube), 3159 nucleotides long. Its product is annotated as potassium transporter 8. NCBI's taxonomy places the organism in Eukaryota, Viridiplantae, Streptophyta, Magnoliopsida, Rosales, Rhamnaceae. Gene Ontology annotation, biological process: potassium ion transmembrane transport. Gene Ontology annotation, molecular function: potassium ion transmembrane transporter activity. Gene Ontology annotation, cellular component: membrane. The coding region runs from base 759 to 3083 and encodes 774 amino acids. The record is from RefSeq and is a predicted model, not a curated record. The transcript has 8 exons.